Molecule: messenger RNA, 4563 nt
Organism: Megalobrama amblycephala (Wuchang bream)
Lineage: Eukaryota; Metazoa; Chordata; Actinopteri; Cypriniformes; Xenocyprididae
Product: protocadherin beta-15-like
Exons: 1
Coding region: 1291-3696 (801 amino acids)
Biological process (GO): homophilic cell-cell adhesion
Cellular component (GO): plasma membrane
Molecular function (GO): calcium ion binding
Source: RefSeq, a predicted model, not a curated record
GUGGACGUUGAAUGGUCUAAGUUUAGCCAUUUACUGUCAGAUCUCUGAGAGGUUAUGCAGUUUCAUCGGUGAUCUUUUAGUGUGGCUGUUCACCAGGACAAACGUUGACAUUAACAUUGGUUAACUCCACCCUGUUAAUGAUGUCUUAUUCAGGACUCACAUCUCAGCUCGAUCUACAACCGUCUGUGAGCGGUGCUCUCAUCUAUUGUAUAUUCAUCAUUCAGUCAUUUAAAAUUCAAUUAAAAUGCCUGAAUCUUGUGCAUGAUUAAAUUUGUAUUCUUGUGAUCAUGAAGGAAUUGUCUUAUUUAAAACUAUUUUAGCCUAUAUUUUAUGCGAAAUGUGUAUUUUUAUUUGUAUUGUCUAUUUUGAAAGAUCAUGUGGGUCAUUCAAGUGCUUUAUAUUACACCCAUGAACAGAUCUGAUAUUCAAUUUUAGGUGCGAAAAUUGGCUAAAACGGUAUAUUAUUCUUUUCUAUAAAUGUUUGAGGAAUUGCAGGUUUCAUGAAUAGCUGUGUUUGAUUAGAGUAAUUCAUUAUUUUAGUCAUUUUCUAAUAUUUUGAAUGCAAAGCUUAAAGUUAUUCGUUGGUGAUCUUUUGGGGAGAGAAUCAAAUCUGAUUAUGUUGUUUGAGAAUUCUCUUAAGCUCAUUCUAACAUGUUAUUUAUCAUUUGUCCUCUUGGACUCUGUCAUUUUUAAUUGAAUCGCUGAUAAAUUGUUGCUAUUUUAAUUAGUCGUGCUUUUCUCUCAUCGAUGUGAACUGGCUUAUGAAGUCAAUUAAAUUCCAAUGUCAGCACUUUCAAAUCUCUUUUAGUUUAAUUGAAAUGACAGAGCAGGUUUUUUGUUGUGUUGCUGUCAGUAGUGCUACACUGCCAUUUACAGAGAACUACAUUAUUUGAGUACUAUACAUGUUGUGGUCGUAUUCAUCUCUUCAGUGAAUGUUGGUGCUUGUUCUUGAUUUGCAGAAUAAUUGUAUGUAUAUACCCAGUCUGGUGUACAUUCCAACACUUAAUCCUAUCAGAAUGUCAUGCAGUUUCUUAUUUUAACUCACAGUGUCGCUGUUCACCUGCAAAACCGUGUGUGUGUUCAGUACACAUCUCUCCACCCUGAUUCUGAUGUCAUACAAAGGGCUUCAAGCUCGUAUAGAAAAUCGUCGACGCUGAUCGAAGGACUGGAUUUAAGACACUGGAUUUAUUUGCACUCUUAGGUUUCUUUUACAUGCUACUUUGUUGUGUUUCUGGAUUUAAUUUCUGAUCAAGUUCUGAAACAUUAUAAAGGUUCUGCUUUGCUGUCGAGAUGUUUGGUCUUUUGUUCUUCGUGCUGAUGGCGCACACCGCUUAUGGAGACGUGAGCUAUUCUUUCCCGGAGGAGAUGAAACGCGGAUCUGUGAUUGGAAAUAUAGCAAAGGAUCUCGGGCUCGAUGUGAACAGACUGUCAUCUCGUAAGGCUCGCAUUGAUACUGAAGGUAACAGAAAACGAUACUGUGACAUUAAUCUGAAUACUGGAGAACUGACCGUAGCGGAGAGAAUCGACAGAGAGGGUCUUUGUGGAAAGAAAGCUUCAUGUGUCAUAAAUCAGGAGCUUAUUUUUGAAAGUCCUCUAGAACUGCAUCGCUUCAUUCUCAAUAUUGAAGACAUAAAUGAUAAUUCACCACAGUUCACAGAGAGUGUUAUUGAAUUUGAAAUACAGGAAUCAGCGGUCAAAGGAUCUCGUUAUUUAUUAGAUGAGGCCCACGAUGCGGAUAUUGGUGUGAAUUCAGUGCAGUCAUAUACACUUCAAAACAAUAAACACUUUCUUCUUAAUGUACUUACCAGGUCAAAUGGAAGAAAAUAUGGCGAGCUAGUUCUUAAUAAAGAGUUGGAUCGUGAGCAGCAGAAAGAGGUGACAUUAAUUCUCACUGCGGUAGACGGCGGGACUCCACCGAGAUCAGGUACUGUAGCCAUACACGUCACUGUGCUUGAUGCUAAUGAUAAUGCUCCAGUCUUUAGUCAGGCCGUCUAUAAAGUCAGUCUGCCUGAAAAUUCUCCUCUAGAUACUGUAGUGGUGACAGUGAGCGCUACUGAUGCUGACGAGGGACAAAAUGGAGAAGUGACCUAUGCGUUUAGUCAUUUUUCAGAAAUUACCCGGCAAUUAUUUUUCCUUGAUGCAAUUUCUGGAGAGAUUAAACUAAAGGGACUCAUGGAUUUCGAGGAGGAGAGUUCAAUCGAACUGCCAAUUCAAGCUAAAGAUGGUCAAGGGUUAGCCAGUCAUUGUACAGUUAUAAUAGAUAUUAUUGAUGUCAAUGACAACGCUCCUAUAAUAGUAAUUAAUUCUCUUAAUAGUCCCGUUCCUGAGAACGCGUUCCCCGGUACAGAGGUUGGCAUCAUUAAUGUUCAGGACAGAGACUCUGAGAAUAACGGACAGGUGCGCUGCUCCAUUCAGCAGAACGUCCCAUUUAAACUCGUUCCUUCAAUCAAAAAUUACUAUUCUCUGGUGACCACAGGUGAAUUAGACCGCGAGCUGCUCUCUGAUUAUAAUCUUACAAUCACUGCUACUGAUGAGGGCUCUCCGCCUUUAUCUUCCACUAAGAAUCUUCACUUGACUGUAGCUGACGUGAAUGAUAAUCCACCUGUAUUUCAGGAGCACAAUUACAGAGCUCAUGUGCAAGAAAAUAACAAACCGGGCUCCUCUAUUUGUUCAGUAUCAGCUACAGACCCGGACUGGAGACAGAAUGGCACUGUAGUUUAUUCUCUGUUGUCCUCUGAUGUCAAUGGCGCACCGGUGUCCUCCUUUCUAUCAAUUAACGGAGACACCGGGGUCAUUCAUGCCGUGAGGUCGUUUGAUUACGAACAGCUGAAGAGUUUCAAAGUGCUCGUGUUAGCCAGAGACAACGGUUCUCCUCCUCUGAGCAGUAACGUGAGCGUGAGUGUCUUCAUAUCGGAUGAGAAUGACAACUCCCCUCAGAUAUUAUACCCCUCUCCGGAGGGAAACUCCUUCAUGACCGAGAUGGUGCCCAAAGCUGCUCAGGCGGGCUCCCUGGUCUCCAAGGUGAUCGCCGUGGACGCGGAUUCUGGCCAGAACGCGUGGCUCUCGUAUCACAUUAUUAAAGCGACUGAUCCGGGACUUUUCACUAUCGGUGUCCACAGCGGGGAAAUCAGGACGCAGCGGGACAUUUCUGAAUCUGACAGCAUGAAACAGAACCUUAUUGUGUCCGUGAGAGAUAACGGACAGCCCUCUCUCUCAGCCACGUGCGCGUUGUAUUUACUCAUAUCAGAUAACUUGGCUGAAGUUCCAGAACUGAAAGACAUGUCUCAUGACGAGAGCAGCUCCAAACUGACGUUUUAUUUGAUCAUCGCGCUGGUGUCCGUUUCCACUUUCUUCCUGACCUUCAUCAUCAUCAUCCUGGCCGUGAGGUUUUGUCGCAGGAGAAAGCCCAGACUGUUGUUUGAUGGAGCUGUAGCCAUUCCCAGCGCGUAUCUCCCUCCAAAUUACGCAGAGGUGGAGGGCGCGGGAACUCUCCGCAGCACUUACAAUUAUGACGCGUACCUGACCACGGGCUCGCGCACUAGUGACUUCAAGUUCGUCAGAUCUUAUAAUGAGGGCACACUGACUGCUGACCUGACUCUGAAAAAGACUCAGUCUGCUGUGGAUGAUCUUGAAGGACUUGAUGCAGAAAUGAGCGACUCGUUUCAGGUAGGACUAAGUCUUUCUUUAAAAGAAUAAUUUGGUGUAUUAAAAUUGUGAAAAGGUGUGUUUUUCCCCACUUGACUGCUUUCAUUGGCAACGCUUUCUUAUAAAUGUCAUAUGAAUGUGUUAUAGAUUGUAUGAUUCAUUACCAAACAGCUGUUAAGACAGCAAAAGUAAAAUCUUUUUCGGAUCUUAAAGCUAAAAACGCUCACAGUCCAAAAAUAUUAUUUAAUACCAUAAAUAGUGUGCUAAAUCCGAUGUCUAAUCUAUAUCCUGAUCCGUCACUUACUGCUUGUGAAAAUUUCCUCAAGUUUUUUUAUGGACAAAAUUGAAGAUAUAAGAUCAUGCAUUUUCCCCUCUUCUUCUUUGGACUUCCAUCAUUCCACAUCAGUAGUAACAUAUCUGAAUUUACUCCAGUGUCUCAGUUACCUGGUACAAAUUCUUCAACCAAUGAAGCCCACCUUUUGUUCAUUGGAUGUUGUACAUCCUCACCUUGUAAUAUCUACACUUCUCUAUUAGUCCUAGUUUAUUGUCAAUAAUUAAUAGUAGUUUAACCAAUGCUAUAGUGUCAUCUUAUUUUAAACAUGCCAUUGUGCAGCCGGUGCUCAAAAAACAAACAAACAAACAAAACAAAAGAAAUCUCGAUCCAACACUUAUGAAUAAUUAUCGGCCCAUGUCUAAAUUGUCGUUUGUAUCAAAAGUUCUGGAGAAGGUUGUGUUUAAUCAGCUUUCUUCAUCAUUACAGGAAAAUACUAUUUUUGAUAAAUAUCAGUCUGGUUUCAGACCACAGCACAGAGUCUGCAUUGCUUAAAGGUGCCCUAGAUUAUGUUUUUAAAAGAUGUAAUAUAAGUCUAAGGUGUCCUCUGAAUGUGUCUGUGAAGUUUCAGCUCAAAAUACCCCAUA